This is a messenger RNA of Clupea harengus (Atlantic herring), 2193 nucleotides long. RefSeq names its product coilin p80 (gene coil). The record is from RefSeq and is a predicted model, not a curated record. Gene Ontology annotation, biological process: spliceosomal snRNP assembly. Gene Ontology annotation, molecular function: U1 snRNA binding; U2 snRNA binding. Gene Ontology annotation, cellular component: Cajal body. Lineage: Eukaryota; Metazoa; Chordata; Actinopteri; Clupeiformes; Clupeidae.
GACAGACGGCAGUAGCUAGCAUUAUAACCACAAUUAAACUUCGCCAACGCACUUUCUAGCAACAAUGGCCGCUUCCAGCCUCAAUGUGGUUCGAGUGAGGCUGUAUUUUGAUUAUCCUCCUCCUGCCGUAUCCACCUGUCGUAUGUGUUGGUUGCUUAUAGAUCUCAACAAAUGCAGGGUUGUUGCAGAUUUGGUCAGCGUCAUUAGGGAAAAGUUUGACUACAGCCGCAAGACUUGCUUAGACCUGUUCAUUGAAGACUGCUACCUGCCACCUUCAGAGAGCAUCUACGUCGUUCGGGAUAAUGACAGUAUAAGGGUGAAAGCUGAAAGUUUGUCCCACCUGAAUGGUGCAGAGCCAGACACAUCCAAGAGUAAAGGCAAUAAAAGAACGCGGGAAUCUGAAACACAGGAGGUGGAGGAUGAACAGAUUAGCACCUCGAAAAGGAGAAAAGAAACUGAAAAUAGUCAGGGAACCCAGUUAGAUCUGACUGAGAAUGGCAAGACAAAGAAAAAGAAGAAUAAAAAGAAGAAGAGGAAAGAGGCACCUGCCAGUGAGCUGCUGACAGAGACUCUCAAACAGACCUCUGUAGCUUCAGUGCCUAAACCUCAGCCAGAAAAAUCCACUAAAAGACAGCAACCCUCUACUCCUGUUUUAAAUGGCAAACCGGCUACCAAGAAACCACAGGGAACAUCGUCAGACUCCAGCGACAGCAGUGAUGAAGAACCCCCAAAGAGACCAGCUCAGCCUAAACCUGCCAAGACAACGAGCAGUGUUGCAGCUCCCGUCAGCAAGCCAGGCUUAGCUAAACGCAAGGACAGCCCGUCAUCGUCUGACUCGGACUCUGUUCAGCCUCCCCCUAAAAAGUCACCCGCUGCCAAAUCCCUUCCUGCUAAACCCAAUCCUAGUUCUGCGAAAGCUGCUGUGAAGACAAAGACUAAACCCCUAUCCAAAAAGAAGGCCCAGAGCUCUUCCUCCGACUCUGACUCCAGUGCAGAGAGGCCCCCUCCCAAAAGGACUCCUGUCAGGGUCGCCCCACCUGCCCUGUCAUCAAACCCUAAAGCUUCAGUUUCGGCCUCAGCCGGCAGCUCAAAGAAGCCGCUGGCUAAAUCAGCAGAGACCUCGGACUCCGAUUCCUCCUCUAGUUCAGAGACGCCUCCUGCCCGAAAGCCCUCUGCCAUAGCAACCCCCAAGGCCCCUUCCUCUGCCACAGCAACCCCCAAAGCCCCUUCCUCUGCCCCGACCUCAGCUGCCAGGCCAGCAGCAAAGCCAUCGACUCAACCAGCAGCCAAAGCGGCCGCUAGUGCCUCAGACUCGGACAGCAGUGAAGAGAUCGAGCUGGUCAUCAGAAAACCGGAGCUGAACGGCAUGGGCUUAAAUGUGGCCAGGGGGGUGUCAUCCACUCCUGUCGGAGGGGCUGGCAGGGGCAGGGCGGCUGUGAGAAGCCCAGGAAGAGGCUCGGGGAGUGGGGAGGGAAGGUUUGCAUGGAGAGGGGCUGGUGGCCGAAGUGGCGGAAGAGGCGGACGCGGGAACGGAACACCGUGGAACAAGGGCUUGCGGUAUGACUGUAGCGAUGAGGAUCAGAGGAAGGACAGAAGGUUUAAUGACUCACUGACCAACACCAGUUUGAUCCUGCGGAAUCCACCUGAACCCACUCCCCCACGGGACUAUAAUGGGUUGCCACUGUUGGCUGCACCUCCACCUGUUGGACAGAAGAUCGCCUUUAAGCUGCUGGAGCUGACUGAGAAUUACACACCGGAGGUGUCGGAUUACAAGGAAGGGAGGAUCACUGGAUUCAGUGCCAUCACCAACAUGGUGGAGAUAGAACUGAUGUCCAGACCAAAAGUCUAUACAGAACCGGGUAAAUUUGACCUGGUGUAUGAGAACGCUGACGGUUCUGAGGUGGUGGAGUAUGCAGUGACCCAAGGAUCUCAGCUGACCGAGCGGUGGGAUUCGCUGUUGGAACCGCGGCUCAUUGUGGAGAACGUGGGAUGAGUGUCGUCACGCUGGAGGCAAGCCGAAGCCACAAUCACAGGAAGUGCUGAAGGGGAACAUCUUAACUUUUGUUUUUAAUGUUUAGAACGUUUUUUUCACAUAUGUCAAAAAGAGUUGACUUCCUGGUAAAGGAGAUGAUUUUAAUAUUUUCAAUGUUGAUGUAAACUGUGAAGAUUUAAUAAAUGAAUGUCCUUUAUAAA